GUGUCGCUUGUGGGCUUAGAACGGGCAGAACUGUUUUGUAAACUACAGUAAAUAGCCAUCGAGCUGCUUACUUCGACAAUGAAUGCCUCGGGAGGGUGGGGUUUGAUACCUUAAGCUGCUUCAAACAUAUUUUUACCUUACAUUGAUCGGCCUUUUAAUUGAUACUAGAUGAAAUAACUUUUCGCUUUUGAUGCGAGAAUUAUGUUUUCACAACAAACAAAUAUCGACUGUAAUUUUUCUACUGAAUUAUUAUUGCUUGCCUUUGUACAGUCUGCUGGCAACACGGCCAGUCGUUGUGUGCAACUGUCAACUGGCAAAACGUCAAAAACCUGCAUUUGCCCGGACCUGGAUCAUUGCAGGGGAGGAGGAGAUGUGGCGGAUUGUCAAAACAAUUGAAGAAAAACGAAACCAACUUCCCAAAAGAGCUGCACUGUGCGCAGUUUUUAGUCAAUAAUAAUUAAGUAAAGCUAUCCUACGGUCAAUAAACUCUACUACUACAAUGCCGGCCUACCAUUCACAGAUAAAGGAUUACUCGCAGUCCGUGGGCAAUAUGGCCAUUCUGCCGAUCCGGACGCAGGCCCGCGGGCCCGCUCCGGUAAAUGCCAGCCUCGAGCAGGACAUCAUCGACGAAACGCUGUACUACUUCAAGGCGAACGUGUUCUUCCGCACGUACGAGAUCAAGUCGGAGGUGGACCGGGUGCUGAUCUACAUCACGCUUUACGUGACAGAGUGUCUGAAGAAGCUGCAGCGCUGCGCGAACAAAAACCAGGGCCUGCAGGAAAUGUACACGCUGGCCAUUUCGCGCUUCGACAUUCCGGGCGAGGCGGGCUUUCCGCUGAACGCCGUGUACGCCCGGCCAAACUCACCGGCCGAGGCGGAACUGAUGCGACAGUAUUUGCAGCAGCUGCGCCAAGAGGUUGGCAUUCGCGUGUGCGAGCGCGUCUUUUCCGGCGAGGACGGAAAGCCGAACAAAUGGUGGCUCUGCUUCGCCAAGAAGAAGUUCAUGGACAAGUCGCUCUCGGGACCGGGCCAGUGAGCCCGGGGAGAGGUCCCUUUUAAUUAUGUUUAUGCAUUCGUGUCCCAACUGCUUUUCCGUUUUUACAUAGAAUAAAUUUCGCGUAAGUUCUCUACACGCACGCGUCUUCCGAA
Messenger RNA from Anopheles gambiae (African malaria mosquito), 1149 nucleotides. It is a transcript of the gene Arpc3A, whose product is annotated as actin-related protein 2/3 complex subunit 3. The record is from RefSeq and is a predicted model, not a curated record. The coding region runs from base 500 to 1036 and encodes 178 amino acids. The transcript has 2 exons. Gene Ontology annotation, cellular component: Arp2/3 protein complex; cytoskeleton. NCBI's taxonomy places the organism in Eukaryota, Metazoa, Arthropoda, Insecta, Diptera, Culicidae. Gene Ontology annotation, biological process: Arp2/3 complex-mediated actin nucleation; regulation of actin filament polymerization. Gene Ontology annotation, molecular function: actin filament binding.